GGAGAAAAAUUGAGUAAAAAUUGAGAAAAUUAGAAAAAAAUAAUAGAUGGAAGAAAAGAACGGGAUAAAUAGGUUAAAAAGGGCGGAUUUUGUGCCUAUAAGGCCUAAAAUAGCGUCUAUAGAAGGUAGUAGACGUCUUAUAGUAGUAUUAGAGAAGGCAUGUUUAGAAAUAUAUAAAAUUGGAGGAAAAAAAGAAGGGAAAUAUUAUUUAUUAAAUUGUGAUGAACAUCAAGGAAUUUUGAAGAAAAUGAAUAGAGAUAUUUCAGAAGCAAGACCAGAUAUAUGUCAUCAAUGUCUUUUAACGCUUCUUGAUUCACCAUUGAAUAAAGCGGGUUUUUUACAGGUUUAUAUUCAUACGACAAAAAAUGUUUUAAUAGAAGUGAAUCCAAAAAUUCGAAUUCCUAGGACAUUCAAGAGAUUUUCAGGAUUAAUGGUGCAACUUUUGCAUAAAAAUAGUAUAAGGAGUGUUGAUGGAAAGGAAAAAUUGUUAAAAGUGAUAAAAAAUCCGAUUACAGAUCAUUUACCACCAAAUUGUAAAAAAAUAACAUUUUCAGCAGAUGCACCAACAGUUAAAAUAUCAGAAUAUCUUAGUACACUUGAGCCAGAUCAAUCAUUAUGUGUUGUUAUUGGAGCAAUGGCACAUGGUGAAGAUAAUUUUGCAGAUAGUUGGGUUGAUGAAAAGAUAUCAAUUAGUGAAUAUUUAUUAAGUGCAAAUACAGCUACAAGUAGAAUUGUACAUUCAUGUGAAAAUUUAUGGGGAAUUAUUUAAUUGAAUAAUAUGUAUUAUAUGGU
Pneumocystis carinii B80 is the source of this 792-nucleotide messenger RNA. RefSeq lists its product as hypothetical. Bases 47 to 769 code for a protein of 240 amino acids. Gene Ontology annotation, biological process: rRNA base methylation. Gene Ontology annotation, molecular function: rRNA (pseudouridine) methyltransferase activity; rRNA binding. NCBI's taxonomy places the organism in Eukaryota, Fungi, Ascomycota, Pneumocystomycetes, Pneumocystales, Pneumocystaceae. Gene Ontology annotation, cellular component: small-subunit processome; nucleolus. The record is from RefSeq and is a predicted model, not a curated record. The transcript is spliced from 5 exons.